Didymella exigua CBS 183.55 is the source of this 2280-nucleotide messenger RNA. RefSeq names its product calcium-binding mitochondrial carrier protein Aralar2. The coding region runs from base 114 to 2198 and encodes 694 amino acids. The transcript has 5 exons. Gene Ontology annotation, molecular function: L-aspartate transmembrane transporter activity; calcium ion binding; L-glutamate transmembrane transporter activity. The record is from RefSeq and is a predicted model, not a curated record. NCBI's taxonomy places the organism in Eukaryota, Fungi, Ascomycota, Dothideomycetes, Pleosporales, Didymellaceae. Gene Ontology annotation, biological process: L-glutamate transmembrane transport; aspartate transmembrane transport; malate-aspartate shuttle.
GACUCACUUCUCCCGCCCUUCCCUUUCUCCCGACAUUCCUACAUCCCCGUCCAGGACUACCAUCGAAGCCAAUUGCACGCUGUCCACGCGCAGCAGCUCUCCCUCUACUCACCAUGGCCGCCCUCAAGGAGCAAGUGGGCGAGGUACUGCUGGGCACUUCCGAGGAGCCCCAGCUGUCGCAGCUCACGCGCUCAGCGUUCCUGAAGUACGCCCAGAAGGACGAGGCCACAGGCGAACACUUCCUCACCGAGGACGGCUUCAUCGAGGCUGUCGCUCCCGAGAGCGAAGACUACCACAAGAUCAAACGCUACCAGUACGGCAUCCUAUUCCAGGUUGCAGACCGCGAGCGGAAGGGCAAGGUCGACAUCCACGACUGGGGCGUCUUCCAGAACCUGCUUGCGAAACCUGACGCCGAGUACGAGGUCAUUUUCCGCUUCUUCGACAAGAAGGGUACUGGCUACAUCAACUUCGACGAGUUCUACGACACAUGGAAGGCGCACAAGACAGAGGACAGCCUGCCCUUUAACUGGGAAGCUGAGUGGGCAACGCUGUACAUUGGGUCCAAGAAGAGGAGACACGCGAUGACGUACCCGCAGUUCGCGCAGAUGUUGCGCGGACUGCAGGGCGAGCGUGUUCGACAAGCCUUCUUGCACUUUGACGCCAACAAGGAUGGAUACAUUGAGCCUUCGGACUUCCAACGCAUCAUCCGCGAGACAGCAAGCCACAAGCUGUCGGAUUACCUGCUCGACAACCUCACAACUCUAUGCAACAUCUCUGUAGGGAGCAAGAUCUCAUACGCCAACGUCCGCGCUUUCCAGAACAUGAUUCAGCAGAUGGACAUGGUCGAGUUGAUUGUUCGCAACGCGACUCAGAAGAGCACCGAUGGCAAGAUCACACGCACAGACUUCCUCAACGAGGCCGCCAGGAUAAGCAGGUUCAACCUCUACACCCCAAUGGAGGCAGACAUCCUCUUUCACUUUGCCGGGUUGGACGACCCGUCAGGAAGACUCAGUCUGAAGGACUUCGCUCGCGUGCUCGACCCCUCGUGGCACACCGCUUCUCACCUUGGAGCUACCGCCAUCUCUGAUGCUGGCCAGAAGGUCUUUGCAACCACCAAGUCGAUAUGGCACGAUGUUCUCGAGUCGGUCCACCACUUCGCGCUUGGUUCUCUGGCUGGAGCUUUCGGUGCUUUUAUGGUGUACCCCAUCGAUCUAGUCAAGACGAGAAUGCAGAACCAGAGGAGCACCGGUGUCGGAAACGUCCUUUACAAAAACUCUCUUGACUGCGCCCAGAAGGUCAUCAAGAACGAGGGUUUCAGGGGACUGUACUCUGGUGUAUUGCCACAGCUUGUCGGUGUAGCCCCCGAGAAGGCUAUCAAGCUGACGGUGAACGAUCUGGUACGAGGAAAGAUGACAGACAAGGACACCGGCAAUAUCAAGUUGCCAGCCGAGAUUCUGGCUGGUGGCAUGGCUGGUGGAUGUCAAGUGGUCUUCACAAAUCCCCUUGAGAUUGUCAAGAUUCGUCUGCAAAUUCAGGGUGAACUUGCAAAGAACGUGGACGGUGUUCCCAGGCGAUCAGCUAUGUGGAUCGUGAGGAACCUGGGUCUUGUUGGCCUGUACAAGGGAGCCAGCGCCUGUCUGCUCCGUGAUGUUCCCUUCUCCGCUAUUUACUUCCCAUCAUACAGCCAUCUGAAGAAGGACUUCUUCGGCGAGAGCGCUCAGAAGAAGCUGGGCGUCCUUCAGAUGUUGACCGCUGGUGCCAUCGCUGGUAUGCCCGCCGCCUACCUUACCACACCGUGCGACGUCAUCAAGACACGUCUGCAAGUCGAGGCGCGCAAGGGCGAUGUUACCUACAACGGUCUGCGUGACUGCGCGAAGAAGAUCUGGCAGCAGGAGGGUUUGAAGGCUUUCUUCAAGGGUGGACCUGCCCGUAUCAUGCGAUCCUCGCCUCAAUUCGGUUUCACUCUGGCCGGUUACGAAGUUCUGCAGCGAUCUUUCCCUAUGCCUGGAGGCGCUGAUGCUGAGGCCAGUCUGGAGCCUUCAGUCGGUCUCGAGGAAGCCACAGCUCCUUUGCCCUACCUGCGGAGCCGUAACGCCCUGAAGGUCAUUCUCGAUCUCGACGAGAAUUUCGGUCGCCCAAGAUUGCCGACAGGGCAAACGUUCCGCGGCAUCCCAGGCUUCGGCGGCAAACAAGCAUAAAGAAAUGGAGCAUAAGUGUGUGGGUGAUGAAUGUCACAAGUGUGGGAUGACACCAGCCGGUUCUCAAUGUGGAAUACCUCAU